UUUAUAGCUGUUUUAAGAAUAUCAUUGAGGUCUUUGUGAUGUCCGCGGCUGAUAUAGAGUCGCAGGAUUCCAUAGACGCGGAAUCGAGCGAAUAUGAUGAGGAUGAAGAUAAUGAUGACGACUAUUAUUACACGAAUAUUUAUGACGAUGAAGGGAUGGCGUCCGACAAAGAGGAAGACCCUGAAAGUUUCGAAUAUGUGAUCAUUGAUUCGAAUGAAGCUAAGCAAAUGUUCGAUUCCUUUGUAGCUAACGUUUCCCGGCAAAUAAAGGUGGGAUCCUUAACGAUACCUUUAAAGUGCAAUAAUAUUGUUCGGUAAUGUCAUCAUAUCUUCGUGAUCUUUAUUUAUUUCCUAUUUCACUAAGUUCUAAUUUAUAUCCAAAGGUGUCGGAAUCUGUUGCUAGGAUUCUUCUUAUUCAGCAUGACUGGAACACAGAGAAGAUUUUAGAAAGGUUUAUCUUGUUUAUUUUAAAUUCAAUCUCAUUGUCCCCUAGAUGGGAGACCCGUUAGCUCUUAUUAAUUACAUUAUUUUAGGUUAUUUGAAUUCAUAGUAAUUGAUCAAUAAUUAACUUACAAGACAUCAGUAAACAAAGAAUUCAUUGAGGUUACAUAGUUCCACAUAAGCUUACACACCUUAUCUCGGCUGUUACUUAUCACAACCUAUAAGAUGGAAAGGAAAUUGGAAAAAUACAUGUAGAUCUAGGCCAAUUCCUAAAUAUUGAACAAUCUUUGCAUCUCAUGAGUCGGUAGCUUGUGCCAGGCUCUCAGAUAGUAUAGUGCGGACGUAAAACGAGCAAAGCGAAAAUAAGACGCGCGGAGCCUGGAACAGGCUAAUGAGUCGGUCAAUUUCAAGUGACCCCACCUGGGGGAAGGCAGGGGCGGGGAUGCUUGGGUCAAUUUUUGCUGGGCAUGUGCCGCUGAUUUGUCAUAACCACUACCCCUUUAUAGUCUAUUCUGUGGCAAAUUAUAGACCCCUCAUUAGUCACUUUUGGACAAAUGUAAUUUCCGCGAUCCCAACGUAGUCAUUUUCUGUUGAUGCAUCUACCUUGUAAAGCCUUUUAACUAGAUCAUCCUGAAAUUAAUCUUCCUUUCUUUAAAUCCCUAAUUACCAGAAUAUUGUUACGCCCAAAAUCCCAAAUGUGUGUGACCCCAUUCAUGUAACUGUAUUGAAUUCAACCUUGUUGUAGUCAAUCCAGUUGUGAAAAUGCAACCCCAUCCAGUGGUACAUCCCAAAUAGACUGUUACUACAAAGUAAUUCCCCCCCCCUCCCUCAGCAUUCCGGGGUAGCAAGAGGUGAUAUUUAUGUAAGAGCUGCCUCAGUUUAUCCAAUAAUUAUUGCAGAAAGGAUUGUUAAUUUUGGUAAAUUUACCAAUCUUUACACUCCCCUGUGUAUAUGCAUGUAUUUCAUUGUGUGAGAACUGGAAAUAACGUACAUAGCUGUACGUGUGCAUGCGAGCAGUCACAAUCAAUAGUUUUGCUUGUGAAGUGAAAAACUGACAACACUCUUUCUUGUGUCUAUUACAGCACCUUACUAGUAAAGAAAACACAAUUUUCAACAAAAAAAAGAUCAAGAGGGCAUCCUUAAAUUAAAUAUAAUAAAUGUUGUAUUUUGUAGGCACAGGAUUGAUCCUGUAGGUCUACUUGUAGAAGGAAGAAUUAUUCCUGAAAAACCUGCCCCUCAAACUGUAAGUAUUUUGAGAACAGUUUACUGAAUUUUUACAUUACAAGUCAUGUAGUAUAAUAUGGUCAAACCUUGUAAAUAUAGACAGUGAGGAGGUCACAGUUCUAAAGUGUCCGUAUUAACAAGGUGUCCGUAUUUUGUUUUUGUUUCGUCAUGAAACGAGAACAAUAGCUUUUAAUUAGUUCCUUUUUUAUGCAAAAGAGAGUGGCAGGAUGAGGAUGUUGAAGUUGGGGAAGUCAGUUUGAUAAGUUAACCUCCAGAACUGCAAGAGGCUAUUGGUGAUAGUGUGGGUGAUGUUAGUUGUUCAAAGUUUCAAUAUGAUAUUUUGACUCAGACCAGUUUUGAAAUGCCAUGUGGGACAUAUGGCACACUUUGACUAAUUUCUAGAUUAAACGCCGACUUUGUUAUAUCAAGGCUCUACUGUAAUUUGGUGGCUGAUUGGAUUCAACCCUCCUUCCCUACCCCUUUAAAAUCUUGGAUCAACAGCAACAGCAACAACAACAAGCUUUAUUUGCAUGACCAUAAAAGCUUCAUUGUAUUUUAAAAAAAAGAACUAAAAUUAUAUCAUAGGAGAAUUAAGUUACUUUGAUGAUAAUUUGUCAUAAAGAUCAAAGCAAGCUGAUCCUUCCCAGCCUUGUACUGUGCAGGGUUGUCACUAAGAUUUCAAGUUGCCGGGUAAAUACAACAAGUAGGCGGGGAAUCAAAUGGCUAGGGAUUUCUUUUGGUUCUAUUUUGCUUCUAUUUUCCAAUAAAAGUAGCCGGGGGCCACUCUCUUGGUAGCCAGGGAAAAUCUCCGGCCCCCGGCUCUUAAUGACAACCCUGACUGUGGGUACAUCAUGUUUUGUUUUCAUCUCACUCUGCAGACUUCAAGGUCGCUUUACUGUCCCGUAUGUUUCCAACGUUGCACAAAGUCCAACACAAGCAGUGCAGCCUGUGGCCAUGUGUUCUGUGAUGAUUGCUGGUUGCUGUAUUGUAUUUCUCAGUUAAAAAUUGGCUUAUCCUCUGGUACGCAGUGAGAAAAAAAUUUCCUGUUUAGAUGCAAGUGUAAAUUUUGUAACUUUUCAGCACUUUCAAAAAUGACCAUAAUUAUUAUCAAAGGGGUGUUCUUGCAGGGAUGUAAUGGGCCGACAUCAGCAGCAAAGCUGUAAAGCCCAAAGGGCACUGUGAAGCUAUUAGGGUGCCCCUAAAAUCACAAGUGGGACUCUUGGGCAGCAUUUUCUCGAGUUUAACUUAGCCUAAAGUUCACUUAGCCACAUUUAAAAAAUUAAAAUGAAAACAAUGCAAACUACUCCACUGAAAGAAUUGCCAGACAUUAACAACCAAAUUGGGUGGCCAGCAUGGCAUUUCGUUCGUUCAGGUUUAAAUUUGUAAAGAAUUGUUAAAAUGACCAUUAAUUUUCCUUGACCGUUGAUAAUUAGUUGUUCAUAAACAAGGAUGUACCAUAGGAUGGAACAUUGUUCAGUGAGGUUGCGCUGUGCAAUUUUUUUCAGGUAUUGAGUGUAUGAACUGCAAUCUUUUAAUCGGAGAAGAAAUGGCUCUGAAAGUACUAAAAAAUGAUGCAGCUGAAGAAAAAUAUAGGCAUUUCCUUUUUAAUGAUGAAGUUAAGGUGAGUAUCCAAAUUUUGUAUCAUCAAGUUGAAUGGUAACGUAAAAAUCCAGGUGUUAGUCUUCUUGAAGAGAUCCAGUGGUGAUACUGUGAUCACUAGACCAUUCUUAUUUCUCUUUAUAAUUAAGUUAACAAAACUUACUUAGGGUAGGAGACAAGUGCCAAGAAAAACAUUUUGCGCUGUUCAAUACAUUCACCACUGGACAUUUGACAAAAAAAAAAUGCCGUUUUAAGCUGUUUGAGUCAUGUCUUGGUCACUACAUGGCCAAGAAGAACCAAAACUCUAAUGUUGUUUUACAGUCAAGUACUGUGCUAGCUUUUGUUAAGCUACAAGCAAACGAACGCAACAACUCCCAAGUGGUGUACAAACGGAUGCAACAUCUCCCAACAAUGUUGGUACCUGCAGUGCAUUGUGGGAAGGAUGUAACCCAUAAGACUUUGGAGACCAUGUGUAAUGUGCAUGCAAGUCCCCAACAAUGUUGGAAGAGCUGUGCAAACAGAUCCAUUGUUGCACCAUGCCUUGGUGUUCACAGAACAAAAGAAAUGUUGGGAGUUUUUAGCGUAAAAGUUUGACUGGUUUCAAACUUUGCGCAACAACAUGCAACAGGGUGUACAAACAGACGCAAUGUAUAACAUCCGACAAUGUUGGGUCUUGUUGUCCAACACUGUUGUGUCCGUCUGCCCUGAGCACAGGGCUUAACUGAUGCUAACCUGAUGACAUCACAAGAGGUACAAGGGAUGGGGGUCCACACCGGCUGUUAUGGAGCAAUGAGGCUUGAUUAGGUUAAUGAAUUAAGUUAUGUCUUUAUAUUUUAUUCUUUCUUUUGUCAGCAUCAUCCUUUAAUUAGAUGGUGCCCAGGAAGUGACUGCGGUUAUCUCGUUAAAGUAGUGGAACCUAAAGCGAAACGAAUAUGGUGUUCACAUUGUUAUUCAAUAUUCUGGUGAGUCUUGUUCUAUGCCUCACUUAUGCCUAGAAAUAACCUCGCAGUGUUGUUGGGCUCCUAACAAGUGUCACGGAGACACAGAUUUCCUUUCCGUCAAAAUCUUCGUGUUCGGAAACGUCUUCACAAUUCAUCGUUGAGAAAGAGGCUUCAUGUUCAACAUUUCCAAUAAAAUAGUUGACCCUUUACUCCUAGAGCACUUUACGGCAAGAUUUAGCCUGGCUCCACCGCCAAAAUUUUCCCCGAAAUGACACAAGUGAGCACACACUGCUGACCUCGACCACUACUGUCCUCUGUGACAAGUCUAAAGAGCGACCUUGCAGACUAAAGUUCCAACUUUGCUUUGAUUAUUCCUGUCAUAAACUUUCGUCCACUUGCAUAUUUAUAUAAUUUUAUCCGAUGUACGCUACGUUUUUUUCAGUUUCAUGUGCGGAGAGAAAUACCACGCUCCUACAGACUGUUAUACCAUUAAGAAAUGGCUUACAAAAUGUGAAGACGACUCAGAGACGGCAAAUUAUAUCACAGCGAACACAAAAGAUGUAAGUCCUGGCCAUCGAUUCAACUGUUUCUUAUAACUAUUUAUUAAUUAUUUCAAAAUUUUAUGAAUAAAGAAUAUUCCCUGCCCGCAGUUUACAAAAGCUAGUCGAGGCGAACAUCUCACAAGCAGGACUGGAGAAAAGGAAAUAAAAUUAAGUUUACAGUCAUGUAUAUUGCAAAGUAAAAAAUGCAAAUAUAAGAAGGCGAGUGUUCGAGAAAUUUUCGUUACUAAGUCGGCUAAAUCAAUAUAAUCAUUCUCAUCUGAAAGUUUUUGGAGUAAAGUGUCGUGGAUAUUGAUUUUGAAGUUAUCUUUUGACAUGUGACGCAUUUCACAAGAUAAGCUAUUCCAUAUUUUUAAGCCAACCUUGAAAAAGACUUACGGGUACUUUAAUUGUCUAAUCUGGAACGUUUAACAUAGUAAUUACCCCUUGAAAAUGAUCUUGUACUAUAGAUGAAUGUUACAUUGCGAAGUAAAUGGAUUAUAAAUAUGUUAGUUAUAGUACAUGUUAACUAGACUGCGAGAGUUUUCUUCCUUGCUAUAGUUUCUUAAAAGGAAAGAAAUGUCUACCGGCGAGACGAAACAAGCGCGCUGUGAGCGUUGCUGCCGCAAGCUGCGAAGCUCCGAAUAUCGGUCCUUUCUUUUCUUCUCCCCGUUCCGUCCGCGUUUUUGACGGCUAAUUUUCCGCGAUCACUGAUCUGAUGAAAAAAUAACGUUUGCGUGCGCGCAUUCUGGUGAUUCCCUGCUAAACGCCUGUCACAGUGUUCCCCGAAAAUCUCACGUCCGUUUCAUACAGCUGCAAAUAGUUUUUUUCUUUUAAUUCUUGAGAGGACUAUCCUGCGUCACAGAUGAAACUAAACUUCCGGUUAAGUCCGUCUGCGAAACGGCGCCAAAAUCCUUGUUCUGGGUUCCCACCUGUGUACCGGUUAGAAGGGUUAUCGGUUAGAAGGGCUAAACAAGAGGCUAAUUUAAUGUACAAGCGCAUCAAUAAUCUCGCCCCAGCUUUAUCUGUUUGCCCCAAGAACACCGAAUUACUAUUUUCGCAACGCGAAGAAAAAAAUUAAUGCUCCCAAAACCAAGAACUGAUUACCUGAAGCGUAGCUUCAGUUACAGUGGCUCUCUUCUAUGGAACAAUCUUCCUGAGGAAGUCCUUAGGUUUCUUUAAGAGAAGUUCCCAUAGAUGGUUUUCUGAUUAGUACUCCCACACGGCAAAUAUGUAAAACAGUUUUUGAGAAUUUUUAAUUAAUUUUCUAUAUUAGACUGAUGUUUUUAACCGUGUUUAAAUAAAGUUAUCAUUCAUUCAUUCCAACCAGGAUUUGAGUACGCGCCAUGAUUGGCCUGUUGAAAAGGCCAUUGUUGAUUUGCCAAUCAGGUUGAAGGAAAAUUCAAACGCAUUUCUGGUAAUUCGUAGAGUCUGUUGGGGGGCCCAGAACAAGGAUAUCGGCGCUGCUUGACAGACGUUACUAGUCGGGGUUAGAUUACGUCUGGGAUCAAUUUAGGUUCCCGGGAAAAUGACCACCUACCCCUCCCCUAAGCCAACAUUUUGUCCUAGGUGAGAAAUAAGUGAUAAUGUUGGCUUAGGAGAGGGGUAGGAAGGCAGUCUCCCAGAAUCCUAAAAUGAUCGCAGACGUUACUAGCCAGGGUUAGAUUACGUCUGGGAUCAAUUUAUGUUUCUGGGAAACUGACCGCCUACCCCUCCCCUCGCCUUAAGGGAGAAGUAAGUGAUAAUGUUGGUUUAGGGGAGAGGUAGGUGGGCAGUUUCCUAGAAACUUAAAUUGAUCUUACGUCUGCGACGCAGACUAUGAAACGACAUACAUGUGCAAAUUUGCGUGUAAAAAGUCUGCGUGUAAAAGCUCGUGUAAAGAUUUACACGCGAGUUUUUUGCGUGGAUUUUUCGUGGAAAUCCGCCAUAUUGCACGCAAUGUACCCGCGUGUAAGUGCUGCAAUGCCCGUGGCCUGUACUGUAUGGCCGGCUGAGUCAUCAUUUUUUUUGAAUGGCUGUUGUUUUUUUAAUGCAGUGUCCACACUGUGGAAGCUGUAUCGAGAAGAAUGGUGGAUGUAAUCAUAUGGUAUGUACAAAGAUUCAACAAUCCUUAUCUCUUAAAGAUUCUAUUCAUUGAGAACGCAAAGAAGUACAGUGGAACCCCGUUAAUACCGCCACCAAUGGGCCAAAAAAAUUUGGCUGUUAUAACGAGGUGACCGUAUUAACGAGGGUUUCUUUACAAGAAAAUGUAUGGUCGUUUUUGCCUGGCGGCCAUAAAAAAGUCGCCGUAUUACCGAGGUGGCCGUAAGUCGGGGUUCCACUUUAAAGUCGUCUGUGACGUAUUGUUGAGUUUUUAAUUAUGAUUUUCAAUUUUUGCAUUUCUUUCACCGAUUUCUUGUUUCGUUUUAAUUCCUCAGCAAUGUAUAAAGUGCAAACACGGUAUGUUGGAAAUAUUAAGGUUAAAAUGCAUUACCGAGUAGUCAAGACUUAAAUUGCUUUAAAUCUUGUUGUGCAACAAAAAUAUUAAUAAAACUUCUUUUUGGGAAAUAUUGUUUCAGAUUUUUGCUGGAUGUGCUGUGGAGACUGGAGAAGUCAUGGAUCAGAGUAUUACGAAUGUAGUCGAUAUAAAUCCAAUCCAAAUAUUGUUAACGAGUCUGCUGGAAUUCAAGCUAGAGAGGCACUCAAGAAAUAUCUCUUCUAUUUUGAAAGGGUAUGUGAUGUCAAGUGUACCUAUAGCCCCGUUUUCAGGUUUACCACGAUGCCUACUCUUUCAAAGAAAAAAGGAUUAUGUGUCCCCAUUGACAUGCUUGCGUAUCCGGCCUCGUCUUGGAAGCAAGGCUUACCAUGAUACUGAAAGAUUUUUUGACGUUGUUGACGCUAGGAUUUGUCUUUUUUUAUUUAUUCUCCCAAUUUGUCGUUGUUUUAUUCUCGCAAGACAGGACUCAAAAUAACAGCUGGUCAACGGACAAUGUCCGGCCAGAAUGGCCUCUUGACCGGCCAAAAAUUACACUCGCCGGUCAUGUUGACCGGUCACGCACACUCUCAUUCUUGAAUAAACAGCCAAAUCCUCACUUGGAAAUCAGAUUUUUACUCCUUCUAAAAAUACAAUCACUUUAACUUUAACUUUAUCGCCUUUUGAACUGAAGUCUUUUAGUGUGAAGACAGAGUGUACGGCAGCUUAAAGAUUUACAAUUUUAGAAAAAAAAAACUUAGAGACUAGCUGUUUUAUUAUUAGUUAAAAUUUAGACGGUAUAACUAAAGCGGGCGUUAUUUUAUCUGUUUAGUUUGCGUCACCUUGUAAGUUUUGAAGGGUUUCACUGCCAUUUUUCUCAGAACCAUUUCUCAAGUUUUGACUUUCUCUUGUAUUUAUUGUUUUUGCUAGUGGCAAAACCAUGCUGAUAGCCUCAAACGAGAACAAGAGACAAAACGGAAAAUAAAUCAGAAGAUACAGGAAAAAGUCAACAAUAAUAUCGGCACAUGGAUAGACUGGCAAUAUCUCAUGGAUGCUGCUCAGUUACUCGCUAAGGUAAGCGGGUCGUUACAUGCACUUAUGAUAUAUCGACUUUUGUUGACACCAAAACUGAUGAUGGUAGGAUCAGGACGAAAGAGUUUGGAUAACAAUGAUUAUGUUGGUUGUGGUGAUGGUUUUGUUGUCCAUGAUGAUAUGGAAGGUAAUGAAGACGAUAUCAAUGAUGGUAAUGACGCUGGUGAUGUAGAUGGUGAUAGUAUGAUGGGGAUGAUGAUGGCGAUGGCGAUGAUGAUGAUGAUGAUGAUGAUGGUUAUUAUUAUUAUUAUUAUUAUUAUUACUAUUAUUAUUAUUAUUAUAGUACUUGUACUGGAUAGUUUUUUUUUUUAAGCAAAAUUUAAUUGUAAAUAGGCCGGAUUUUGUAGUUAGUUUUAUUAUUAUUAUUAUUAUUAUUAUUAUUAUUAUUAUUAUUAUUAUGUCAAAAGUAGGUUGAGUUUGAUCGUCCGGGUGAACGUAGUCCUGAAUAGGACUGUUGUUGUUGACAGUGUCUGACGUUUCGACAACCUGUGCGGUAGUCAUCUUCCGAGUCAAAGUGAGUUGUGUCACGUCAGUUGAUAGUAUUAUACUCUGGUUAUUGAUCUGAUUGGUCAAUUACGUCGCGAUGUUAUUGGUCGUCUGUCAGUUAAGCCGUGAUGUUAUAGACCUAUUCGGCUAACUCAAUGUUUUACCCAAUUCAAAUCUCCCGGGGUUAAGAUUCUUUGUGUAUUGUAUUUGCAUUAUAAUGUGGCAUUCUCAUUUAAAUGUAUGGAAAUUCCUGAAACAAAAAGUUUUAUUCCCAAAGGGUUUGAAUUGGGUACAACACUGAGUUAGCCGAAUAGGUCUAUUGGCUAUGAAGACUCGUAAUCAGUAAUUGGUGCGUUUUUUCACAUUAUUUAUAUUAUAAUGUAAAUGAUGAUGAUGAUGAUGAUGAUGAUCAGAACGAUGACGACGACAAUGAUCAGAAUGGUGAUGGUUAGAGUAGUUGUAAAGAUGAUGUCAAGUAUUUUGUUAACCCAAAUUCUUCCAUUCAUGUUUCAGUGUCGUUACACGUUGAUGUAUACUUAUCCCUAUGCGUACUUCAUGGAGGAUGAGAGAAAAAGACUUGUAAGUUUACUUCCGGAAAAUUCACCAUACAAUUUCGAUGAAUUACAUUGUAUUCACACUUGGCUCCGAGGCUUGGAAGAAUAAAACAAACUUAAUCAACUUGAAGCUCAGGGAUGAGUUGUUAUUAUUCUUAAGACUUGGAGUCCCAGGAUGAAUUGUAAGGUAUCAAAAUUGGUUUAUAUAUUUUCCACUCUUUUAGACCUAGUCGUACUUCUAAAUAAGCUUUUUCAAUUCAUUACGAUAUUUCCAUGUACAUUUAAACCACCUCUGUAAUCAAUGCAUCCGUCCGUCUAUGUGGGGACAAUUCUCUACUUUGUUCAGCAUGCAAAGAAAGUAGUGUCCGAUAGCCCGGGUCUAGUGGAUUUUCCUAUCGGGCUAGUGAACUCUGUUCUCAACUUGCCCGACGGGUAAUGGAAGUUUUUUGAGAAAUUCUAGUUACAGAAGAACUUUGAUAUCAAUUCUGCUCAUCAAAAAGUUUUUGGGGCCAGUUAAAAUGACGUUUGGGCUAGUAUAUGCUAGCCUCAGGUUGCCCGAAUGGCCAGCUGUAAAAAUGACUUUCUUUGCACCCUGUUUGUUCUGUCAAUCUGAGUCGGUUUAAAGGUUUGACUAUAUUUUUCUUAACAGUUUGAGUAUCAACAAGCACAGCUUGAGCUGGAAAUAGAAAAUUUGUCUUGGAAAUUAGAACGAGACGAGCUUUAUUGUAGAGGGGUAAGUGAGUUUUGAUAGCAGAUCUAAAGAGACAACAUGAAUAUGCGUCGUCAUGAUUUAGGCACAGAGAUUUCUUCGGUUGCCGUUCAGAAAAGAUAGGGAAAACUUCUGUUCUGUAGUGUUAGUAUGGAGCUCAAGCAACAACGACGCCGAGGGCUACGAAAACGUCACUUAAAAAGUGUAUUCGCACUGCUUCAAUCUUUAUCGCGCUUCUUCCAUCUCGUUCAGUUCGUCAAAUGUUGGUAGCCUGCUCGCAAGCUCUCCUAUUCGGGCGAGUAAAACGAGUCUCGCGAGAACGCGCGAGCGGGCGGCGAAGCCGCGAGGGUCCUCGGCCCCUCGCUCGCGCUUUCUCGCGAGACUCGCUUGGCUUGCCCAAAUAGGAGAGCGUGCUCGCAGGCUAAAUGUUGGCUAUGUUUUUCUCGAGUUAAAUUCUAAAAGACUGUAUCGAAGUUAGAAAAAGGAAAAGAAAAUCGUUGUCUUGUGUUCACGUCUUCCAUAAAACGUGAAAUUAGGAAGCGUCACGUCGUAGUCGUGCCGUGACGCCAAAGAAAUGUACAAACAAGUGAAAUGCACGUGCAGAGUUCAGUGUGAUCUAAAGCUAGUGCUUUUUUUUGCCGUUCUCGUUGCCGUUGCCGUCGCCGUCGCCGUCUUCGUUGCUUAAGGUCCCUAUUCGGAUUCUGGGGAUGGCGCCAGAAGAUGUGAGCUGGAAGAAUACAGUCAACUCUUUCUAAGUCGAACACCUUUGGGGCAGGUACUAAGUGUCCGUGUAAGAGAGAUGCCCGUCUUAUAGAGAGUCAAAUAUAGCGAGUAAAGAAAGACAGGGACCAACUCUAGGUGUCCGUUUUGCAGAGGUGUUCGUCUUAUAGAGGUGUCCGUUAAGAGAGAGUCGACUGUAGUCUCUCUUCCUCGUAAUUUUUUUCCCGCUGUCUGCCUUCGCGCUGCACUCUACCAUCCGAACGCCUGAAACAAGCAAUAGUGUUGUUAUAUUAGAUGUCAGUAGGUCAAAACUGCCAUGUGUUACGCUAUUUUAGCAAUGGUGACUGGAAUGAUUACCAUAUAUUUUGCUACAAAGUCGUUACGCUGCAUAUUGAAGUUGUUUUGCUACGAAAUCGUUUCGCUGCAUAUUGAAGCCGUUUCGCUGCAAAGUCGUUAAGGUACAAUUUUGAAAACGUACAGAAAACUUUGUUCUUGGCAGUGUGUUUUGUUAUAAAUAUAAAAGCUUGUUUUGGUCAAGAAUUGAAUUAGACUUGGUGGCCCUUAGAGAUGACCACUAAAUAUGGUGCGCUCUUGGGUUUGGAGAAAAAAUCUCAUAAAAGCAACCCAAUGUGUGUCCGAGUAAUAUACCGAUAAAAGUUCCUUAUCUUGGUUUUAAUAUUUUUCAUUGGUAUUGUUAUAUUUCAGGACUUUGAAAAUCAAAUGGAUAUAGCAGAGAAGAGAAGACAGACGUUACUGAAAGACUUUCUUGUGGUUUAGU
Porites lobata is the source of this 11534-nucleotide messenger RNA. The record is from the annotation of a GenBank genome assembly. NCBI's taxonomy places the organism in Eukaryota, Metazoa, Cnidaria, Anthozoa, Scleractinia, Poritidae.